Chironomus riparius is the source of this 2245-nucleotide messenger RNA. The record is from the annotation of a GenBank genome assembly. Lineage: Eukaryota; Metazoa; Arthropoda; Insecta; Diptera; Chironomidae.
CUAUUCAAAAAAGUAGUCGAAAAGAGCAUCGACAUAGGAUUUUCAUAGAUUUUUUUUCAUUUCGUGGUAGAACCUCAGUCCCAAAAUCAUGUUUACCGCGGUACGAGCUUCGAAAUUAAUACAAAAUCUAGCGACUAGAAGCUAUGCAGCUAAAGCUGCCCAAGCUGCUGCUGGCGCUCAAGGCAAGGUUGUUGCCGUUAUCGGUGCCGUCGUAGAUGUGCAAUUCGAUGACAACUUGCCACCAAUUUUGAAUGCUCUUGAAGUUCAAGGACGUCAAACACGUCUUGUCUUGGAAGUAGCUCAACAUUUGGGAGAAAAUACAGUCCGUACAAUUGCUAUGGACGGUACAGAAGGUUUGGUUCGUGGACAACGUGUGGCUGAUACAGGCUUCCCAAUCAGAAUUCCAGUCGGUGCUGAAACAUUAGGACGUAUUAUUAACGUCAUUGGUGAGCCAAUUGAUGAACGUGGUCCAAUUCCAACAGACAAGACAGCUCCAAUUCACGCUGAAGCUCCAGAAUUCGUUGAGAUGAGUGUACAACAAGAAAUCUUGGUAACUGGUAUUAAGGUCGUUGAUUUGUUGGCUCCAUACGCAAAGGGUGGUAAAAUUGGUCUUUUCGGUGGUGCUGGUGUAGGCAAAACUGUAUUGAUUAUGGAACUUAUUAACAACGUCGCUAAGGCUCAUGGUGGUUAUUCAGUCUUUGCCGGUGUGGGAGAACGUACACGUGAAGGUAACGAUUUGUACAAUGAAAUGAUUGAGGGUGGCGUCAUCUCCUUAACCGACAAGACAUCCAAGGUAGCACUUGUAUAUGGACAAAUGAAUGAACCACCAGGCGCUCGUGCUCGUGUUGCUUUGACUGGUUUAACUGUCGCCGAAUAUUUCCGUGAUAUUGAAGGUCAGGAUGUAUUGCUUUUCAUUGACAACAUUUUCCGUUUCACACAAGCCGGUUCCGAAGUAUCUGCCUUGUUGGGUCGUAUUCCAUCUGCUGUCGGUUAUCAACCAACAUUGGCUACUGACAUGGGUAGUAUGCAGGAACGUAUUACAACAACAAAGAAGGGUUCAAUUACAUCAGUACAAGCUAUUUAUGUACCAGCUGAUGAUUUGACUGAUCCAGCUCCAGCCACAACAUUCGCUCAUUUGGACGCAACAACUGUAUUGUCACGUGCUAUUGCUGAAUUGGGUAUCUAUCCAGCUGUCGAUCCAUUGGAUUCAACAUCACGUAUUAUGGAUCCAAAUAUUAUUGGACAAGAGCAUUAUAACAUUGCUCGUGGUGUACAAAAGAUUUUGCAAGAUUACAAAUCACUUCAAGAUAUCAUUGCCAUCUUGGGUAUGGAUGAAUUGUCAGAAGAAGAUAAAUUGACUGUUGCCCGUGCACGUAAGAUUCAACGUUUCUUGUCACAGCCAUUCCAGGUCGCUGAAGUUUUCACUGGUCAUGCUGGAAAACUUGUCCCACUCGAAGAAACAAUUAAGGGAUUCAACCAAAUUCUUAAGGGUGAACUCGAUCACUUGCCAGAAAUUGCAUUCUACAUGGUUGGACCAAUCGAAGAAGUCGUCGAGAAGGCUGAACGUUUAGCUAAGGAAGCAGCAUAAGAUGGAUGUAACUCCUUCUUUUUAAGUAUAGUACAUUAAAAAUACAAGUUUAAAAAAUUUUUUGCUGGUAAACUCGAUCGAAAAAUGAAAAUGAAAAAUCCAAGAGAAGGAAUAAGAAUAAUUAAUUACAUUUCCUACAUCUGAAAUACACGAAAAAAUGUUACAAAAGAUAAUGCUAGAUAUUAAUCGAUACCCAAUUUAAAACAUAUAAAAAAUUGAAAAAUCUUUGAAAAAAAAAAUUUAAAAAAAGUCACUAAAAACGUGUGUCGUCAAAUUGUUUCUUCUGGUUGAACUUUUGAUAUCAAUUAAGUUAGUCUUAAUCCUCCCUAAAAGUAAUAUGUAACAUCAUUUGUAAAGACUCGAAGAUAUUUGAAAGUCAAUUUUGAAGAAUUUAAAAUGCCUUUUUUCCUUAAGUAAACUUAAGAUUCUCCUAAAAGACUGCACCCAAAAAUGUUUUUUCAACCAACAUAAUUACAUCCAAUGAACAUCAACCUACCGAAAUUCAAUUAGGGGUCGUAUCGGACAAAAGAAAGAAUUAAAAUCCUUAAAUCAGAUGGGAAUAAUUAAGACCUUUUACUUGUCAAACAAAAGAAUAAAAAGUUUCAAUAAAAAAUUAUUGUCAUUUCUGGAGUAGCUUCAGGAAUUGCAGAAAAACUU